AUGGGUGACACGUGGUAUAGUAAAACCAAUGAAACGAUUAUUCCCGGUAAUCCGGAUCGUAUCAAAGCUCGUUGGGACCCAUUACAAUACCUAAAUCUAGCGAAAUAUCUCAAAGUAUUUAACGAAUAUCCACGAGAUUUUAAUCCACGUGUACAUGGACCAUAUUGUCCAUGGCGUUAUUAUGGAAAACGCGAUCUUCAUUUCAGUGAUGUCAAAUUAGCGGACAUCUCAACAUGGGUUGCACGACGUGAUAAAACCCCAAUGGGUAUUUAUCAAGGUGGCAUUCGAACUUUCUGGAAAUUUUAUCGUGCCUAUUUGGAUAACAAAAAACCAAAUCUUAUUUGGUAUACACAAAUUUUUGUUGUCGCUUCACUUAUUAACUUCAUCGUCUUCGCAAUGCCUGAUCGAAAACAGUACAAAUGGGCCAAAUAUCAUUAG
Molecule: messenger RNA, 438 nt
Organism: Rotaria socialis
Lineage: Eukaryota; Metazoa; Rotifera; Eurotatoria; Philodinida; Philodinidae
Source: the annotation of a GenBank genome assembly